UAUAUCUUUUCUUUACGUCAAUUUCUUGGACUCACUCACCAUGGAUAAGAGUAUACAAUUAGGACCAUGGGGAGGAAAUGGAGGGUGUUCUUGGAAUGAUGGAGUCUAUAGUGGUAUUCGAGAAAUUAGUAUUGUAUAUGGAAGUUGCAUUGAUUCAAUUUGUGUGACUUAUGAUAAGUUUGGGAAACCAUUUUUGGGUGAAAAACAUGGAGGAAUGGGAGGAACUGAAGCUGCUAAGAUUAAGUUGCAAUUCCCCGAAGAGAUUUUAAUUAGUGUUAGUGGACAUUAUUGCCCUGUGGUGUACGGAGGUGGCCCCGUGAUUCGAUCACUUACUUUUAAGAGCAACCAAAGAACAUUUGGACCAUUUGGGGUUGAAGAAGGGACACCCUUUAAUUUUAUAGCAAAUGGAGGUCUUGUUGUAGGGUUUUAUGGAAGAAGUGGAUGGUUUUUGGAUUCAAUUGGGUUUUACUUAUCAAGUCCUAAAGUGAGCCUCUUUCAAAGAGUCCAAACUAUGUUUCAAGGGCUUAAUGCUUUUACUAUCAAAGACUCUGAACAAAAGAAAACUAAGGGCUCCAAAGGUUAUACUUGGGGAAUAUGAUUAUUGUGCCAUUUGUUAAUUGUUAUGUCUGUGUUUUGUUGUGUUUGUUUGAUCCAUUUUAUAAUUUCUUUUGUGGUUUGUAUCUUUUUGUAUGGUGUUGUAAUAUAUAUAUUUUUAAAAGCUUACAUAUG
Molecule: messenger RNA, 729 nt
Organism: Lactuca saligna
Lineage: Eukaryota; Viridiplantae; Streptophyta; Magnoliopsida; Asterales; Asteraceae
Source: the annotation of a GenBank genome assembly